Panicum virgatum (switchgrass) is the source of this 1156-nucleotide messenger RNA. Its product is annotated as RING-H2 finger protein ATL39-like. NCBI's taxonomy places the organism in Eukaryota, Viridiplantae, Streptophyta, Magnoliopsida, Poales, Poaceae. The transcript has a single exon. The record is from RefSeq and is a predicted model, not a curated record. The coding region runs from base 343 to 1032 and encodes 229 amino acids.
AACUCCUACGUGACAGCAACCUCUCGUCAAACUGAACCUAAACUAACAUUAACAAAAAAAAAUAUAUCGUCUGCUCAACCGGCCGAUCAACCAAGCUCAUCGCAACCGCCCGACGACCAUUCUCGCGCGCGAAGCAACUGAUGAUGGCCGGCCGUUGGGAAUUGUCGCGUCGACCCGGACAUUUUCGUCGCACGAGCCGGCGUUGACCUGAUCACUGCAAGCAGUAACGUGUCCUGCACUCUAGGCAGACUUACAUAGCCUGCGUCGUCGUGCCAGGUUCUCGAUCGUUUGCAAGCAAUUUUUUACCAAGCACUAGCUAUAGCAGGUCGUGGCCGUGCAUCCAUGUCGAGCCCCGCCCCGCCGCGGUACGACGGCGGCGGCGCGAGCCCGUUCACGCGGCCGCAGCAGCAGAAGCAGGCGUACAGCUUCAGCGGCCGCGUCCUGCUCACGGCCGUCGUCAUCCUCGCCAUCCUCGCCGCCGUCUUCUUCCUCCUCCGGCUCCUCUACCAGUUCGUGGCGCGCGGCCGGGGCGGCGGCCUGGCCGCGGGCGUCCGCCGCUCCUUGAGCUCCUUCAGCAGGAGCGCCCGCCACGGGCUCGACGCGUCCGCGCUCGCCGCGCUGCCGGUCACCGCGUACCGCCGCAAGCCGCAGCAGGCCGACGGCGGCGGCGGGCCCGCCUCCGCCUCGGCCUCCACCAGCGCCGCCGCGGCGACGGAGUGCGCCGUGUGCCUGUCGGAGCUCGCCGACGGCGAGAAGGUGCGCGCGCUGCCGAGCUGCGGGCACGUCUUCCACGUCGAGUGCGUCGACGCGUGGCUGCGAUCCAGGACCACGUGCCCGCUGUGCCGAGCGGAGGUGCGGCCCAACAACAAGAAGGGGGAGGGGACCGCGGACGCGCGGCCGCCGCCGGCUCCGGCGUUGUUCGGUGCGGGGGGCGCGGUGGUCGUGACCGUGGAAGCCGGCGUCGCGGCCGCGGAGACCAGGGACGGGCGCCCGCCCCGUGCUGGGCUCCGCGGUCAACCGCCGGGUAGGUAGCCAAAAGCGACAUUGUCAUUUAUUGACUGCUUCUUGCGAAUCAGUAAUUUGUACAUGUAGGCUGUGUUUAGAUCCCUGCAAAACGGGUAGAAAAAAUCACAUCCGACACUGUAGUAUAUUUCGU